GUCACAAGACUUGGAAACAAAGUGGCAACCCACAAACAUGGAGCACAAACAACAGAGCAAAAUAACACUGAGCUUAUUCCGGAGUAAAACAUGAUAAUCGUUAAAAAGUGGGCAGAGCAGGGGGAGACAUCACCGCCCACUUUCUGAUGAUAGCAGGUUGUGCGGCCUCCUCUGUUUUGAUUCACAGCUCGGACAGGCGGGGCAGAGAUGGCGGAAGACUGGAAGUCCGGGUAACUACUUCAAGCUACUCCACUACUGAGAUUAAAUUCCGUUGUACUAAAUAACAUAACGGGGAAGCUGGCAGCCUUACACGGUACUCGAUUCCGCCCGGAGGAGAUGGAGAUAUCGGCGGAGGGUGAGGCGGAGGAGCGCAGGAAGGAGCACUGGAAGCUACUGUCCAGCCUGAAGACCACAGUAGAGGGUCUUUUGUCCACCAACAACCCCAACGUGUGGUCACGUUAUGGUGGGCUGCAGCGGCUCCACAAGGACAUGAACAACAUCCUGAGCCAUGGACUAAAAAACGAGCAGGUGUACUACAAGCAGAGAGACUACUGGCCUUUUGUGUGGUGUGUUCGCUACAUCAGCCCCCACCUCGCCUCGCACGUUGAACAGUUCAGCCACCUGGAGCCGGUACUGACCAGCGGGAUGCAUAGUGGCGGUGAGAGCUACAAAGCUGAGCGCUGGCUGCUUCACAGCUUACAGGUUCACAUGCUGUCCGCUCAGCUCCGACCUCUGCUCCGGCAUCUGGGGCAUACACGUAAAUACUAUAAUGAUGAUGCCUUUCUGCUGAGUGAGCCCCAUGUGACCGCCAUGUUCCAGUGUCUGGAAGCUGUGGAGCAGAAUAACCCCAAACUGUUGGCCCAAGUAGACACUGUCGGGCUGUCCCCUCUGAAGGGCCCACCAUGUCUGGGCCUAUUGAAGAGCCAGAGCCUGUGUGUGUUGCCAGGGGCUGGUGGGGUUUGGCGGAACACUGACUUAGCUCCCAGAGGAGAGUCUCUAAAUCGCAGACUCACCACCUCGAACUGCUCCCUCCGAGAAGCAGUCGCCACCAGCCACAACUCUGGGAACAAUUCGGGAGUCGGAUCUCAGAAUAACAACAGCACAAACACUAUCUCUCCAGCCAGCAGCCUGGGAGCUCCCUGGGUGUGUGUGUCCCGGCCGGAGGAGAGCGAGCGGGGUGUGACUCCCCCUCCCGGCUCUGCCUCGGUCCCUUGUAUUUCCCUCACAGAGUCCCCCUCGUCCACCUCCCUUCAGCCUGAGGCCGGGGACUCUGGCGACGGCGAGUACGACGAUGGUCCUGAAUACCUCGCUAUCGGUAACCUGGGGCAACGCACCCGCCGUGACUCCCGCAGUUCCACCCACAGCAGUGAGCAGGGCGUCACCCAGGACCAAUCUCUGCAACGGGGUUCCCUAGCCCCGCCCCCACCCAGACGUUCAUCUUUCUCAGAGGGCCAGAAGGGGCCGGGUCGAGGGUCCAGGGGCCACACCCGCUCGUUGUCUGACACAGGGGUCAAUCAAAAACUCAGGAAUGGAGGGGGCCACCGAAAAAUCACCAUAAUAAUAGAAGAUCCAGUAGCAGAAUCAGCAGAGGACGACUGCUGCAUGAAGGACUACAGCCCUUUCUCACCUCAGCGCAAGGAUGCCAGCACUCCGAGUUCCCUCUACAUGGAGUCUCAUGGGUCCCAGUACAGCAGUGUUCCAGAUGGGAUGUUCAGGAAGCCGUCAGAGGGUCAGAGCCUCAUCAGCUACCUGUCAGAGCAGGACUUUGGCAGCUGUGCUGACCUUGAGAAGGAGAACGCUCAUUUCAGCAUUUCAGAGUCUCUCAUUGCUGCCAUCGAGCUGAUGAAGUACAACCUGCGCCGUCAGGAGGAGGAGGGCGAGGAGGAAGGGGACAGUGACUGUGAGAUCCAGCAGCUCAAACAGAAGAUCCGCCUCAGAAGGCAGCAGAUCCGACGCAGCCGCCUGCCACCCUGCGCAAACUCCCAGCACAUUUUCCACUCCACUGACAGUGGUGGCUCCAGGAGGAGCUCUCAGGACUCCUGCCAGGGCCUGUCAGACUCCGGCUCUGCUGAGGAGGUGGAGGAGUGCGAACUACGAGAUGGCUGUGAGGGUCAGUCCCUGCUGGCGGUGUCUCAGAACGGCCUCUCCCUGUCACUCGCCUCCCUCUUCUCAGAUGCAGAUAUUAAGCGCAGCGUAAGCUCCAGUGGCAGGUCUUUUCUCAGCUCGGAGUCCAUCUCUCCAUCCUUCCUCCAGUCUAACUCAGCUGAGUCAGUAGCCAUGGGUUUACUCAGGCAGUUUGAGGGCAUGCAGCUUCCUGCAGCCUCGGAGCUCGACUGGCUGGUUCCAGAACACGAUGCUCCACAGAAGCUGCUGCCCAUCCCCGACUCUAUGCCGAUCUCGCCUGAUGAUGGUGAACACGCAGACAUCUACAAGCUUAGGAUUCGGGUCCGGGGCAACCUGGAGUGGGCACCGCCUCGACCGCAGAUCAUCUUCAACAUUCAUCCCGCCCCCAAGAGGAAGAUAGUUGUGGCUAAACAGAACUACCGCUGCGCUGGCUGUGGCACUCGCAUCGACCCAGAUUAUAUUAAGCGACUGCGUUACUGUGAAUACCUCGGCCGUUACUUCUGCCAGUGCUGCCAUGAGAACGCCCAGGCGGUUGUUCCCGGCAGAGUGCUGAGGAAGUGGGACUUCAGCAAAUACUAUGUCAGCAACUUUGCCCGGGAUCUGCUGAGCAAGAUCGCCGGAGACCCGCUGUUCAACCCCAGUGACAUCAACAGUGGCCUGUACAAGAAGAUCAAAGCUUUGGAGGCCGUCAGGGUUUUAAGGAUGCAGCUGUUUCACAUGAAAAAUCUCUUCAAGACCUGUCGCUUUGCUAAAGAGGUGCUGGAUCAGUUCGACAGCCUGCCAGGUCACCUGACCGAGGACCUUCACCUCUUCUCCCUCAAUGACCUCAGUGCUGUGCGCAACGGGGAACUGGCUCCCCGCAUGAAAGAGCUGCUUAAACUUGGUACCAUGCACGUAGCUGGCUGUGUGCUGUGCCAGGCGAAGGGCUUUGUGUGCGAGUUCUGCGGCAAUGACAAAGACAUCAUCUUCCCCUUCCAGCUGAACAAGUGCCAGCGCUGCGAAGAGUGCCACGCGUGCUACCAUCGCAGCUGCUUCCGGACAGGUAAAGACUGUCCUCGAUGUCACAGGCUGGCCGAGCGCAGAGAGAGGAUGGCACGCAAAAACAUGGAGGAACAAGAGGACGAGGGAGGUGGGCCUUAGUGCUGGUGUCAGAGGAAACUUUGAGACAGAAGAAGAGCACAAUGCGACCAUGAUUGUAGUGACUGACCACCUCUCGUUUCCGCUCCAGUCCUCUCAGACCUGGGUGACGAUACUGAAAACAGAUGUUUUGAUCUCAGUGGAUUGCCAGAUGUGCAGUUAUGUUAGUGUGGCGACUGUUGAUUUUUUUGGAUGCAUCUAGUGUGAACUAAGCCCCUUUCACACAUGCACUUUACUCUAAAUAGUAGUUAUUUCAGCGUAAUUUUUGAAUCAGGAACUUUAAUUUGGUUUCCCACAAAUAUUGAGGGACUUUUUUAGAGAAAUUUUUCAGCCCAUGCAGGAUUUCUUUACGGAAACACAGGAUAUUCCAGCACUUUUCUUUUAGCUAGACAUGGGUUCAUCCUCAAUAUUUAAUUCCUAAAAUAAUUAUUUAUUCAUUUCCUAGAGCAUAAGUAAAAAUGUAGGAUUUGUCUGACACUAGUGACAGGACAAAAAAAAAAGACAUGGCAGUUAGGGUUGUCCUGAAUCCUUUUUUUGUGCUUCGAUGCUUUCGUGACAAUUACCUGCAAAUAUUCAAAGCUUCGACAGGACGUGAUGUGACCCGUAGGUUGGGUGUGGGGUAAUAUAUUCAACUACCCGACCCGCUGUGUGGGCGAGAGAGUGAUAAAGAGGGUGGACUAUUCCAUGCAGUGUUUCUGCAAGUCACACUUGCCACCUUAUUGUAGUUUCCUCCUCGAGUUUACCAUUGAAAAGUCAAAACAAAAAAACAAAGCAUUUAAAUACGGAUCUGGACGUCGAUUACCAUGGCAAUGAUUGAAUUUUCGAAGCAUGCGGGUCAGCCCUAGUGGCAGUUGUGUGACAAAUCCACGCUGAAUCGUACAGGGAUAUUUGACGCUGGCCCUGUCGCUGCUACAUGUGUGAAACAGGCCUGAGAUUCACUAAACAUCUCGGCACUUUGUUCCUCUGUGGUAAAACCGAUAUAUUUGAGAUUAAAGUAGAUGAGAAAACAAGUACCGUAAAACUUGGAAUAUAAGUCGCACUGGCAUAUAAGUCGCAGUCUAUUUUUUAAGGUCUCAAACAGGGAAAACAAGGUUUUAUAUUACUAUUUGUUAAUAAAAACGUUAUACA
This is a messenger RNA of Epinephelus lanceolatus (giant grouper), 4389 nucleotides long. It is a transcript of the gene rubcn, whose product is annotated as rubicon autophagy regulator. Gene Ontology annotation, molecular function: phosphatidylinositol phosphate binding. Gene Ontology annotation, cellular component: late endosome; early endosome. The record is from RefSeq and is a predicted model, not a curated record. Gene Ontology annotation, biological process: negative regulation of endocytosis; negative regulation of autophagosome maturation. Lineage: Eukaryota; Metazoa; Chordata; Actinopteri; Perciformes; Serranidae.